AUGGUCACUGGAGCUUCAAGGUCAACAACUCCAAUUAUAAGGGUGAAUAUCCCUUGUUAUUGGAGGGUGGCACUUGCCUCCCGUCUCAUUAGGCUCUCUAGUGAGCCCACGGCCUCUCCUGCUGGGGAGGAGCAGGAGGGCUGGCUCACUCCUGCUGGGGAGGAGGACGAGGGCUGGCUCACUCCUGCUGGGGAGGAGCAGGAGGGCUGGCUCACUCCUGCUGGCGAGGAGGACGAGGGCUGGCUCACUCCUGCUGGGGAGGAGCAGGAGGGCUGGCUCACUCCUGCUGGGGAGGAGCAGGAGGGCUGGCUCACUCCUGCUGGGGAGGAGCAGGAGGGCUGGCUCACUCCUGGGGAGGAGCAGGAGGGCUGGCUCACUCCUGCUGGGGAGGAGGACGAGGGCUGGCUCACUCCUGCUGGGGAGGAGCAGGAGGGCUGGCUCACUCCUGCUGGCGAGGAGGACGAGGGCUGGCUCACUCCUGCUGGGGAGGAGCAGGAGGGCUGGCUCACUCCUGCUGGGGAGGAGCAGGAGGGCUGGCUCACUCCUGCUGGGGAGGAGCAGGAGGGCUGGCUCACUCCUGGGGAGGAGCAGGAGGGCUGGCUCACUCCUGCUGGGGAGGAGGACGAGGGCUGGCUCACUCCUGCUGGGGAGGAGCAGGAGGGCUGGCUCACUCCUGCUGGGGAGGAGCAGGAGGGCUGGCUCACUCCUGCUGGGGAGGAGCAGGAGGGCUGGCUCACUCCUGCUGGGGAGGAGCAGGAGGGCUGGCUCACUCCUGGGGAGGAGCAGGAGGGCUGGCUCACUCCUGCUGGGGAGGAGGACGAGGGCUGGCUCACUCCUGCUGGGGAGGAGCAGGAGGGCUGGCUCACUCCUGCUGGGGAGGAGCAGGAGGGCUGGCUCACUCCUGAGGGCUGGCUCACUCCUGCUGGGGAGGAGCAGGAGGGCUGGCUCACUCCUGCUGGGGAGGAGGACGAGGGCUGGCUCACUCCUGCUGGGGAGGAGCAGGAGGGCUGGCUCACUCCUGCUGGGGAGGAGCAGGAGGGCUGGCUCACUCCUGCUGGGGAGGAGCAGGAGGGCUGGCUCACUCCUGCUGGGGAGGAGCAGGAGGGCUGGCUCACUCCUGCUGGGGAGGAGCAGGAGGGCUGGCUCACUCCUGGGGAGGAGCAGGAGGGCUGGCUCACUCCUGCUGGGGAGGAGGACGAGGGCUGGCUCACUCCUGCUGGGGAGGAGCAGGAGGGCUGGCUCACUCCUGCUGGGGAGGAGGACGAGGGCUGGCUCACUCCUGCUGGGGAGGAGCAGGAGGGCAGGCUCACUCCUGCUGGGGAGGAGCAGGAGGGCUGGCUCACUCCUGCUGGGGAGGAGCAGGAGGGCUGGCUCACUCCUGCUGGGGAGGAGGACGAGGGCUGGCUCACUCCUGCUGGGGAGGAGGACGAGGGCUGGCUCACUCCUGCUGGGGAGGAAGACGAGGGCUGGCUCACUCCUGCUGGGGAGGACGAGGGCUGGCUCACUCCUGGGGAGGAGCAGGAGGACUGGCUCACUCCUGGGGAGGAGCAGGAGGACUGGCUUACUCCUGCUGGGGAGGAGCAGGAGGGCUGGCUCACUCCUGCUGGGAAGGAGGACGAGGGCUGGCUCACUCCUGCUGGGAAGGGGUUGAUCCCGAAGGACGUUCUUCCGGGAGGGGUGAGAGGGACAGAGGGUCGUCUGGGAAGGCUGAGGAGUGGCUGUAACUCCGACCUGAAGACAGUGUAA
This is a messenger RNA of Procambarus clarkii (red swamp crayfish), 1746 nucleotides long. NCBI's taxonomy places the organism in Eukaryota, Metazoa, Arthropoda, Malacostraca, Decapoda, Cambaridae. The record is from RefSeq and is a predicted model, not a curated record.